Molecule: messenger RNA, 861 nt
Organism: Oppiella nova
Lineage: Eukaryota; Metazoa; Arthropoda; Arachnida; Sarcoptiformes; Oppiidae
Source: the annotation of a GenBank genome assembly
AUGACCACAAAUGAACGCAUGACUCAUACUCAUGACACAUGUUUGCAGUGUUGGACACAAGUGAAUGCCUCCCGAAGACUGUUGUCACCCAAUGUGACCACAAGUGUCUGCAAGAGGUUUAUAAACUACGCGAGACUUCGCACGUAUUGGCGGAUCAUUCGUCUGAAGGACAGAGGAGUUGAACACAACUUCAAGAAGGAUGCCAUCGACCGGACGAGCAAUAUAUUGGUCUAUAAGGCAGAAAUCAAUCGCAUCGCCACUAUGGGAGGCAUACUGUUCCCCGCCUUCACUAUACUCUUAUGCAUUGUCUUCAAACUGUUGCCCGAAGACGCAUCAGUACCACCUGAUCCUCACCAUAAUCCUAGUCUUAUGGAGAAGUAUAUCCUGGAAAUAAUGAUCAUAACGUCUUUGUUUCACAUAAACCUCUCGCGACGCUAUGUCUUACGGAUGUACUUCAACCGCAACACUCGUAUGUUUAGUGUCUCGACGUGGAGAUGGUUUAUGCCGUUCAAGACACACACGUUUCAGUGCAAACCCGGGGCUGCCGUUCAGCGUCAGGUGAUUAAGAGCGACAACCCUCUGGUGGCCACCAUUUUCGGGAACUGCAAAAUGAAUGGCAGAACUUUUUUUGUGAACGAAAGUCACUUCACUUUUCCCGUCUAUUAUAACGUGUUGUUCGGAUUCAGUGACACGAGUGUUGUGUCCGAUAUGAAGGAACUGGAUUCCGGACAAAUGGAUAAACUCGUGCGCGAGAGGGAGANUGAACGAAAUGACACGAGUGUUGUGUCCGAUAUGAAGGAACUGGAUUCCGGACAAAUGGAUAAACUCGUGCGCGAGAGGGAGAAGAAGUUGUAUAAUUGA